AUGUUUCCCGACUUUGUCGACCAUAUAAGAGACUACAAGAAGGUGAAGGAAAAACCCUCGUCAACUUCCCGAUUUCAAGAAUAUCUGUCAGUCAAACGCCAGAAGCGCGAGCGUCGGCCUGGAACAGAACAUCGCGUGCAAGACUUCCCGGGUCAACAGCAGGCCAGCUUUGACAAUUUAUUGCCUAGGUGGUGCAUGAGCCCUCUUUUCUUCAAGACUGGGCAGGCUUCUGGAAGUCCAGGCCAGAAGAUUCGGCUAGGUCUUGCUCGAAUAAUAUUCUCCUCGCGAAAGCCUUGUUAA
Akanthomyces muscarius is the source of this 300-nucleotide messenger RNA. RefSeq lists its product as uncharacterized. NCBI's taxonomy places the organism in Eukaryota, Fungi, Ascomycota, Sordariomycetes, Hypocreales, Cordycipitaceae. The transcript is spliced from 3 exons. The record is from RefSeq and is a predicted model, not a curated record. The coding region runs from base 1 to 300 and encodes 99 amino acids.